This is a messenger RNA of Lodderomyces elongisporus, 1584 nucleotides long. RefSeq lists its product as uncharacterized. The record is from RefSeq and is a predicted model, not a curated record. Lineage: Eukaryota; Fungi; Ascomycota; Pichiomycetes; Serinales; Debaryomycetaceae. The transcript has a single exon. The coding region runs from base 1 to 1584 and encodes 527 amino acids.
AUGACAGAAAUGACGAAACUGCCUAGUCCUCGAAAUUUGGAUUCGGACAAGCACAGAAUCGAGACAUCGUCAUCUUUAACAUCAUCCGAGGGCGAAAUGAACAAUACAAUACCAUCUUUUAAAGAAAAUCCAGAUUUAGAUAUAUUAUCAGCAGCAGUUACAUCACGCAUCAAAAAUGAAAUCGACUUGGAGGUACUCCUAAAACAUAAGGAAUUGGAGAUGAUCGAAAAGGAACGUGCAAAGAUUAUAGAGCAAAUGAAGAAAGUUGAGAAUGCUGUAAAGAGCGAGGGAGAUGUUAACCUGCGACACCAUCCACAUCAUCCAUCGCUUGGUGGCUUAUCCAUCACUAUUCCUAAUAGAAUGGCAAACCAAUCACUAGAAGGUGUCAAGAGCUAUAAUAAUGGAGGAGAAGCAGUGGCGCUGCACACACGAUCAAUGUCAAGUGAUGGUUCUUUUCAACUGCUAUAUCAACCUACACAUGCACACCCACAUCCACAUCUAGCACCCGCAUCACACCCAUUUCCAAUUAAUCCUGCAUUUGCAUUUGCAUCAUCAACUUUGAAUCCAAGUCAUCCUUCUCUGUCAAAUAAUGCCUCAGGGUCAUUUCCAGGUCCAGCUCACGCUUCAGCAUCAACCUCGCAUUAUAGAACUCGUUCAUCAACUUCCAUGUCGUCUGGCUGUCUUUAUCAAAGGUCUGACGGCAAAAUAGUGAAAAUAACGUGUCCCAAUUGUCAAAGAAGUAAUUUCUUGAGUAUACAAGGUUUUCUAAAUCAUUGUAGAAUAGCUCACUCGAAGGAGUAUAUGAGUCAAGAGGCAGCAGCGUUGGAGUGCGGCGAAGAAGUCGAUAUGGGCUUGGGAGGGGAAUGGAGUAAUGACACAGAUGGUGGCGCAAGCACUGCUGGUGGUGGUGGUGAGUUGGAAUAUGACGGGUGGGGAGCAAGGUUUUCGUACCCCUCAUAUGAUUCGCCAGAUACGACAAACUUGUCUGAUACAAAUGCAAAGGAGACCAGGGCCACCUCUUUUGAAGCUACUAAUGACACAACUGGAAUUGGAGAGAACGGAGAGGCAGCAAAACAUAAACUCGGCGAAGAAGAACUAUUGAAAAAAAUGAUGAGACAGGGCAAGAUGGAAAAGACCAAGUUUGAAGAAUUGAUUAAGCUGAUGAAACGACCUGUUCAAAAUGCACAUUUAUUUGAAGAUGAAGUUGAUGAAGAGGAUGGAGAAGAGGAUGGUGAAAAGGAUGGUGAAGGGAAUAGCCAAGAUGUUAAUGAAAAUAACUCCAAGAAGCCACAGGAAAAUAAUGCAACUUCUUUAGCAGAGGAAAGCGAAAAGAAGCAUAUUGAAGGUAGGAGUAAGGAAACAAAGGUAGUAAAUGACAAAGAAAGUAUUAGAAGUCCCGAACGGAAACGAAGGCAAUCUAGAGGUGGCAUCAAUAUCAGCAUAGAGGUAAUGAAAGAAAAGCAAGCAGAAGAGGCAGAAGAGUCUAAAGAGUUUAAAAAGUCUAAAGAGUCAGAGACGAAAACAGAAUUAGACACUGAAGCAAAUGAAGAGGGAAAUAAAAAGAAGAAAAAGUUGAGAAAAUAG